Messenger RNA from Medicago truncatula (barrel medic), 1448 nucleotides. Its product is annotated as aspartic proteinase CDR1. Gene Ontology annotation, cellular component: extracellular region. Gene Ontology annotation, molecular function: aspartic-type endopeptidase activity. The transcript has a single exon. Bases 91 to 1386 code for a protein of 431 amino acids. The record is from RefSeq and is a predicted model, not a curated record. Gene Ontology annotation, biological process: proteolysis. NCBI's taxonomy places the organism in Eukaryota, Viridiplantae, Streptophyta, Magnoliopsida, Fabales, Fabaceae.
CUCCAACAAGAGUAUAACUCAGAAGAAGGCACUAAACAACAUCAAAGUUGUAACAAUAUUUGAUAUUUCACUAACCUCACGACAAUUAAAAUGAAUACUCGUCCCUUUAUUACCCUUCUUUUCUUUUCCCUUUGUUUCAUUAUUUCUUUUUCUCAUUCUCUACGCAAUAGUUUUAGUUUUGAACUCAUCCACCGCGAUUCUUCAAAAUCACCACUCUACAAACCUGCACAAAACAAAUUCCAGCAUGUUGUCAAUGCUGCACGUCGGUCCAUCAAUCGUGCCAAUCGUUUAUUUAAAGAUUCCCUCUCCAAUACACCUGAAUCAACCGUAUAUGUCAAUGGAGGUGAGUAUUUGAUGACUUAUUCGGUUGGUACACCUCCGUUUAAUGUAUAUGGUGUUGUUGAUACAGGUAGUGACAUUGUUUGGCUUCAAUGUAAGCCUUGUGAACAAUGCUACAAGCAAACCACUCCUAUAUUUAAUCCUUCAAAAUCAUCAAGUUACAAAAAUAUUCCUUGCUCUUCUAACUUAUGUCAAUCUGUGAGAUAUACCUCUUGUAAUAAACAAAACUCUUGUGAAUAUACUAUUAACUUUAGUGAUCAAUCAUAUUCACAAGGAGAACUUAGUGUUGAGACUCUUACAUUGGAUUCCACCACCGGUCAUUCUGUUUCAUUUCCUAAAACUGUUAUCGGAUGUGGACACAAUAAUAGAGGGAUGUUUCAAGGGGAAACUUCCGGUAUAGUUGGUCUUGGAAUUGGACCUGUGUCUCUUACAACACAAUUGAAAUCUUCAAUUGGUGGUAAAUUUUCUUACUGUUUGUUGCCAUUGUUGGUUGACUCGAACAAGACGAGCAAACUCAAUUUUGGAGAUGCCGCUGUGGUUUCUGGUGACGGUGUUGUGUCAACUCCUUUUGUGAAAAAAGACCCUCAAGCUUUCUACUAUUUGACGUUAGAAGCAUUUAGUGUUGGAAACAAAAGAAUAGAAUUUGAAGUGUUAGAUGACAGUGAGGAGGGUAACAUCAUACUUGAUUCUGGUACAACAUUGACUCUUUUACCGUCUCAUGUUUAUACUAAUUUGGAAUCGGCGGUAGCACAACUGGUGAAACUAGAUCGUGUUGAUGAUCCUAAUCAACUAUUAAACCUUUGUUAUAGUAUCACAUCAGACCAAUAUGAUUUUCCUAUAAUCACUGCACAUUUUAAAGGUGCAGAUAUUAAGUUGAACCCAAUUAGUACCUUUGCUCAUGUUGCUGAUGGUGUGGUUUGCUUAGCUUUUACAUCAUCUCAAACUGGUCCAAUCUUUGGAAACUUGGCACAACUAAAUUUGUUGGUUGGUUAUGAUCUUCAACAAAAUAUUGUGUCGUUUAAGCCUAGUGAUUGUAUCAAGGUGUAAUGAAAUUAGUUUGUUCGCUGAACUCUUUGAAUUCUAAUAAUAAUAAAGUUUGUAUUUUACUU